Messenger RNA from Anopheles funestus (African malaria mosquito), 3520 nucleotides. Its product is annotated as lamin Dm0. The transcript is spliced from 6 exons. Lineage: Eukaryota; Metazoa; Arthropoda; Insecta; Diptera; Culicidae. The record is from RefSeq and is a predicted model, not a curated record. Bases 347 to 2050 code for a protein of 567 amino acids.
GCCUGUGAGCGGUAAAAGUGACGCCAUCUUCCUGGUGAUUCUUUCGUGUCUCGGCGAAGAGCAAAGUGUGUCCGUCGAAUUUGUGGCCGGUUGUUUUAUAAUUAAUUGAUCGAAAAUUGAUAUAAAAAUACCAAAUCCUUCACCAUUUGGUUCAUGUGCGUGUGCGUGCGUGUGAAUGACGAUAUAUUACCUGUUUUAUUCGGUACCGAAAUUCCGUACGAGCGUGAGUGUUUGUUGAGCGUGUGAAAAGUGUGGAAGAAAAGCUAAAGUAGCGAGCGCGUGUUUGGUGGUAGAAAGUUUGGAAGUUUAACACACAUCGUUUGGUGCUACUUACUUGAAAGUGAAAAUGUCGCAGAGAACGAAGCGUUCCGGUGCCUCGACGCCGGUCCCGGUGACGGCUAGCACCCCGGUACAGCAGAGCGGAAGCGCUGCGAUGGGUGCGUCAGCGACGCAGCAUCACAGCGGCUCUCGCCCGUCAAGCCCGCUCAGCCCUACGCGCCAAUCCCGCCUGCAGGAAAAGCACACCCUGCAAUAUCUCAAUGACCGGCUGGCCGCAUACAUGGAUCGGAUGCGUAUGCUCGAGCAGGAAAAUUCCCGCCUCACAAUGGAGGUGCGCACUUCGCAGGACACAUCCACCCGCGAAGUUUCCAACAUCAAAUCGAUGUACGAACACGAAUUGUCGGAUGCCCGCAAGCUGCUCGAUGAAACGUCGCGCGAGAAGGCCAGGAUGGAGAUCGACGGCAAGCGGAUCCUCGAAGAGAAUGACGAAUUGAAAAAGCGCUUGGAUCGAAAAACGAAGGAAGCCGCCGACGCCGAACGUAACUUACGUGCACAGGAAGCGCGCGCUAACGAACUGUCCGGCAAGUACCACACACUCGUCACGGAGCAUAAGAAGGCAAAGGAUGACCAGAAGGAGCUGGAAAAGGAACUGGCUAAGCUGAGAAAGCAGCUCGAAGUGUUGCGCAAGAACCUUGAGGAUGAAACGCUGACACGCGUCGAGCUGGAGAACACCGUCCAAACACUGCGCGAAGAGUUGACCUUCAAAGAUCAAGUGCACUUGCAGGAAAUAUCCGAGACGAAGACCCGCCGCCAGGUGGAGAUCAGCGAAAUCGAUGGUGUGCUGUCGGAGCAGUAUGAGGCGAAGCUGCAACAGGCGCUGCAGGAUCUGCGCAAUCAGUACGACAUGCAGCUACGCAUGAACCGUGAGGAGAUUUCCGAUCUUUAUGAGGCUCGUUUGCGCGAUUUGGAACAACAGAUGAACCAGGAGCGAUUGCGCCACGCCGACGAAAAGGCCAAGAUGAUGGAGGAGGUCGAGCGCCUGCGGAAGGAAAUGUCAAUGCAGCUCCAGGAGUAUCAGGAUCUUAUGGAUAUUAAGAUCACGCUUGACAUGGAAAUCGCUGCAUACGACAAACUGCUCAGCUCGGAGGAGGACCGUCUUAAGAUCACCCCGAGCAGCAAUGCUUCCUUCUUCUCGCAGUCAGGUCUGUCGGCUAGCAUGUCCCGGGCCGGUAUGCUUCGCCGCACUCCGAAUCGUGCGGCCGCCAAGCGCAAGCGUACAGUGUUGGAAGAGUCGGAUGAACGCAGUGUGUCGGAUUACUCCGUCACGUCGUCCGCCAAAGGAGACAUGGAGAUUGUCGAGGUUGAUCCGGAGGGAAAAUUUGUGAAGCUGCGCAACAAAUCCUCCAAGGAAGUUCAAGUCGGUGGAUGGUCCCUCGUUCGGAAGGUUGGCAGCAAUGAGACCGUCUUUAAAUUCCACCGCUCACUGAAGGUGGACGGUGGUGCCUUUGUGACCGUUUGGUCGUCCGAUUUGGGCAAGGAUCAUGAGCCUCCAUCCACGAUCGUAAUGAAGGGCCAGAAGUGGUUCGCCGGAGACAACAUGACUACCCAUCUGAUGAAUGCCGAUGGCGAGGAGGUGGCUGCUUCGGAGCGUGUAAAGCGAAUCAUAUCGACUGCUGCCUCGCGUCACCGUGAAUACCUCGGAGGUUAUGGAGAGGAACUUCACCAUCAACAGGGUGAACCCCGAGGCGAUGAAAAGUGUCGCAUCAUGUAAUAGUGCCGUGUAAUAUCAGCCGAACAAGUAACAUUGCGUUUAAUAUAUAAUUUUAUCUCUAUAAACAUUACAUUUGAUCCUGAUACCAUCCUGCUGAUGGUAGGAAACGAUCUAUGCUGUAAGCGAAUAAUUUAAAUAUCGCCAUCUGCGGUGUAGGCACGGAGAAGGGAAAUAAUUCCUUCGUGAAUUAGAUUUGACACAAACACACAACAACAACAGAAAAAAACUAUAUAGAUAGGUAUUCGUUUUGUUUACGUCCUCAGCACAGAAGCCAGCGUAAGGGCAUAGAAAAGUUAACUUACCGUAUGUGUUUAUUAUUUUUUUUUCUUUUAUUUUUAUAUUUUUGAAUCGAAAUUUUUCACAAAACUCAAAAACAGACACACAUUCGCGAUUCUUGUAGACAACGCGCGUGUUAAGAUAUAUUGUACUAUAACAUUUAGUAAAUAUCCACAACAACGACAGGCGGCAACACUGCGCGGCUACGGGAAAUCAGAUGUAAAAUAUUAACAACACGGAACAUACUUAUUCUGCGUGUGCAAAUUAUAUCAUGUCAUCUUAAUUUUUUUUACAACUAUUUUCGUUUUGAUAAUAACACAAAUAUUAAUAACAUUAACUGAUUAUCUAUGGUGUUAAUGAUUAAUGUUGGUUGCGCAACGAUCAAACAACAAACAGCAAGAGAUGAAAAAUGUCGAGCAAAAAAUACAAAAAAAAACUGAAAAGCAAAGCACACACAGUAAAUGAGAGGCCUUUUGGUUGCAAAAAUCUUAAUAACAAAAACUCACUAACCUAGAAACAUUUAGUGGAAAACGAAUGAUGAUGUAAUGUGGUGUGUACUAUAAGCAUUGUAAGGGAAACGGAGCGACGAGCGAAAUCCAUUUUUGUUGUACAUGUUAUAGGUUCUGUAACUGUCCUUGAGCAACGAUUUUUUUUUUCAUUUAUAUCUAAACACUCACAAUUAACUGUGGUUUUUAGCUAAGUCGUUUCGUCUGCACAUGUAUCGAUGUCAAUUUUCACCAUCCGUUAGACUAGCCGUGAGUAACAUCAUAUAAUUUUGAGUUAAAUUUUUUUCCUCGAAUCAAGGCAGGGCCAUAUUGUAUUAAAUGUUUAAUUUGAUUUGGUUGCGUUCUUUAUGUUUUGUGUUGCUUGUACUGCCUUAGAUUUUGCCAUUUUUUCAUUUUAGACGCGAAAGUAACCAAAUGCGUAGUGGAAGGGUAUGAAAGAGUUUGAAAAGAAUUUCGCAACCGCAUAAAUCAAUCAAUCCUGUAUUUUUGCUUAAUUUAUCCUGAGCAGAUUCGAGGAACGUAUGAGUGCUAUUACGGCAGGGCAUCUUCCAGCAUAACUGAAGUACAUUAUACAAGCGCCGAAAAGCGAAAAAGAAUAUGAACUCGAUCGCAUCUCAAGUGUGUGGAGCGAGGAUUUAUAAUAAAUGCAUUCAGAUCGUUCGUGGUGUCUGAAGUUUGGUAAGAGUAA